Messenger RNA from Homarus americanus (American lobster), 1334 nucleotides. RefSeq names its product WASH complex subunit 3-like (gene CCDC53). Gene Ontology annotation, biological process: exocytosis; actin filament polymerization. NCBI's taxonomy places the organism in Eukaryota, Metazoa, Arthropoda, Malacostraca, Decapoda, Nephropidae. The coding region runs from base 70 to 723 and encodes 217 amino acids. The transcript has 4 exons. The record is from RefSeq and is a predicted model, not a curated record. Gene Ontology annotation, cellular component: WASH complex.
CUUAGACUCAGUUCUCAUUUGACAAUCAGAGGCAACAGCUGAGUGACGCCCCUCGUUCAACUAGUCAACAUGGAGAGAAGUCCUGUAGUUUCACCAAAUGUAGACUUUACUAAGGUUGAGGCAAUCAAUCAGAAAAGAACUCUUGCCUUCAUCAACCACUGGGCACUACACACUGUGGCCUUCCUUAACCAAUUCUCAGCAGUAUGUGAAGAACGACUCUUGAUCCUUGAUACAAAACUUCGCAGAGCUGAUCAUACACUGGCCAUACUCGAGGCUAAGCUAAAUUCAGUGCCUGGCCUGGAGGGUGUAGUGGCACCAACCCCUGAUGAUACCCCAGUAGCAACAACUUCUACAACCACAAAUUCUGAAACCACGCCAACCCCAAGUACAACUAAUCCAGAGGCCCCUCCAUCGUCCACUGUGGAGUCUUCAGCUGGUAACUCUGCAGUGGAUGUGGAGGGAAGAGAUGAAGUAGAUGCAGAAGCCUCAGCACCUGCUCCCUCAGCCACACCUGUCAGUCAAGACUCUCGAUAUGCACAGUAUUUCAGGAUGUUGAAAAUGGGUGUACCAGAUCCAGCUGUCCGAUUGAAGAUGUCAAGUGAGGGUGUUAACCCCUCUUUGUUGGAUGAUCCAGAUGCCCCUGCUCCACCUCCUGAUGACAGCAAUGAAGCAGGACCUGAUGAUGAUGAUGAUUCCAGGUCUGUCUCAUCCUGGAGUGAGUAACCUUCUUUUCUCUCCCUCUCUUCAACACUGAUAGUGGAACUUAAAAUAUAUUUUGUUUAUGUUGUAUUAAAAAAGAAGACUCAAAGGCUAAAAAAUUUGAAAUAAGCAGUCUCCGAGUUACAAAGGGGUUACGUUCUUAGACCCUGUUCGUAAGUCAGAACAGUGUUAAUUUCAUAGCACAACCCUGCCCAUACAAAACAAUGAUAAUAUCCCAUACAUAACAAAUAAUGUAAAUACUGUAAAUAAAGUGAUGUUAAACAAUAUUAAGUACUGUAAAAGAGAUUUUAAUAACAGGUUUUUGUGAUGAAUGUAUUGGGAUCCCAUUCAUAAGUGCGGGUGUUUGUAACUAAGGACUGCCUGUAUUGCUUAGGAUAAACCAAAUCAAAUGAGUCGUAAAUUUUGAAGAUAAAUAUUGAAAAGAAAGUGCAUAUGAUUAUUUAAAAUUCCUGAAUCUGAAACCUAAUUUUAUGUCUGCUACCUGCAUUCAGGUAUGAGUGGUAGCUUAAAUAAAUUAUGGUUAAAGGAACAAGUACAGUAAAACCUCGAUAAAUCAGACUCUGAAAUGAUCGUCACCAGAAAAACAAAAAAGAAAAGAAAUUUGGGAAAAUCAA